CAAGAAAGCUAAGAAGAGGAUUGAAGGUGCUAAUUCCAAUGUCUUCUCCAUGUUCGAGCAGGCCCAGAUCCAAGAGUUCAAAGAGGCAUUCACCAUCAUGGAUCAGAACCGGGACGGCUUCAUCGACAAGGCUGAUCUCAGAGACACCUUUGCUGCCCUCGGGCGCCUGAAUGUGAAGAACGAGGAGAUCGAUGAGAUGAUAAAGGAGGCACCCGGCCCCAUCAACUUCACCGUGUUCCUCACCAUGUUUGGGGAGAAGCUCAAGGGUGCCGACCCGGAGGAGACAAUCCUGAAUGCAUUCAAGGUGUUUGAUCCAGAGGGGAAAGGCCUGAAAUCUGCCUACAUCAAAGAAAUGCUGAUGACGCAGGGGGAGAGAUUUUCCCAGGAAGAGAUCGAUCAGAUGUUCGCUGCCUUCCCUCCGGACAUGUCUGGCAACCUGGAUUACAAGAACCUGGUCCAUGUCAUCACUCAUGGUGAAGAGAAGGACUAGCCCAGGCCCAGGGCUGGGGCUGGCACUGCAGGAUCACCUCUCCCCAGGUCACACAGGGGUUCCCUUUCCUGUUUCCCCGGAGAAGCAUGUGCCUGGGAAUUUGGCACAGGAAUGGCAUUCACAUUAAACGGCCUUUUGGCAAGAGGAAACCCAGCUGCUGGUGUGAGCAGUGCUUGGGCUUGUGUGAUGUGUCUGUGCCCCGCGGGAGCUCUCAGAUCCUUCCAGAC
Prinia subflava (tawny-flanked prinia) is the source of this 717-nucleotide messenger RNA. RefSeq names its product myosin light chain 2 (gene MYL2). NCBI's taxonomy places the organism in Eukaryota, Metazoa, Chordata, Aves, Passeriformes, Cisticolidae. The transcript has 6 exons. Gene Ontology annotation, molecular function: calcium ion binding. Gene Ontology annotation, cellular component: cytoplasm; myofibril. Gene Ontology annotation, biological process: heart development; cardiac muscle contraction; muscle cell fate specification. Bases 50 to 490 code for a protein of 146 amino acids. The record is from RefSeq and is a predicted model, not a curated record.